This is a messenger RNA of Grosmannia clavigera kw1407, 2841 nucleotides long. RefSeq lists its product as uncharacterized. The record is from RefSeq and is a predicted model, not a curated record. The coding region runs from base 1 to 2841 and encodes 946 amino acids. NCBI's taxonomy places the organism in Eukaryota, Fungi, Ascomycota, Sordariomycetes, Ophiostomatales, Ophiostomataceae. The transcript has a single exon.
AUGACCAUGUGGCCCUUCCAGCGAAUGAGCCGCCGGAAACGGACGCGCUCUGAUAUCGACGAUGACCUCCAGCGCCCUUUGCCAUCACACGUCUUCGACGCUCCAGCGGCUGCCGUCUCGGGGCUGUCUUUGUCUGCUCGCCAACGGAGUGUCCACAAGAAGCCUCACAAACUGCAGCGACGGCGUGCCUACAGCUUCGAUUUGGGCCGUGCUGACAACAUCGAAAUUGGUGGCGGUACUGCCCGCAGUGACACCGUUAUCAUAGGCCACUUUUAUGCUGCAGGAACUGGCAACGAACACGCUGACGCUGCCCUUCGCCACAAACCCACACUUCGACCGCCUAGUAAGCGCAAGGGUAGCAAGAGGCGGAAGAACACAAACGACUUUGAGCGCGAGGCCGAGCUCAAGGCUAUGAGUCGCGAGAACGUCCACCAUAACGGCAGGAAUUUCACACCGUUUAGACCAGCUGCCGAGCCGUGGAGUUCUGGCCGCGUUCUGAGGAAAGAGACGAUCAAGGCUCACGGCAGCUUCAGAAGGAGACAGGGCCGUGACAACGAGCAGCACCCCAGCGACGUGUCACUGCCGCUUGCAGAAUCCAUCGAUUCCGCCAUGUCUUCUGAUUCUGAGCAGAUUGCUUACACUGUUUCGCCGUUUGCCGCCCUGGCACCCAAACCAACACUGCGCUAUGCACCAACUGAUAGUGGGACUUUGCUGCAAAGGCUUCCAUCACAAAGACGCAAACUGGCACAGCCAAUUUCUGACGCCGUGCUGAAAGCGCACAAGCGCGUUGACGAUCUCGCCGACGAUCUCGAUGCCAAAGGUCUCCGCGAGCUAUUGGAGAGAGACCAACGAAGGCGAGACCGGAAACGUCAGCGCGAUCAGGAACGGAUUGAGCAACGACUUCGGCAAGCCCAACAGGCGCCAGGACCGAGCACGUCGACUAAUCUCGACCGUGGUGUGCUGGGCCGUGAAAGCGCUGGCUUAGGACGCGACACGACCUCGGCAGUUGUCACUUCUUCGACCAGAAGACACUCUGCUCAGACGCUAAUUUCUCCACCUGCGUCCCCGUCUGCCUCUCCGCAAGACUUUGAGUACCAGCCACCGGCCCAGGCGCAAAAACACCAGUCAUUUGUAAGCAGUGCAACGGGCACUUCGGUACUCGAAGAAGACAUGAUUAUCGACACGGUCGGCCAAGAGGACUCGGCCAGUAGCUCAAGGCCACAGCGGCGCCGCUCACCAAUCCAACAGUUCUACCGGCCAGAAAGCAUUCCAGAGGGCCUCAAUGAGUUCGAGCCUUCUCCGCCCACUAUGGCCGUCGGGGAGAGGAAAUAUCCCGCGCCGACUCCCGAACGGAGAAACUCGAAACUCAGGCGGCUGAUCACGUCGAGGAAGCGGCAGUCUCUCGGCUCGUCCUUGGAACAAUCUGAAAAGGGUGGACAGCCGGCCGAGUCGUUUUCACACAAAACCUCGGUAGCCAGUACGGCUCCGGGCUCUUUAUCAUGGGGAACUUUCGCCAUGCUUUUCAGAUGGCGUCUGAAAGCAAAGCAAAGCUCGGGGCCAUCGUCCUUUUCCAACCUGUCGCGCGACUCUAUGACGGCAAAAGCUCCGCCACGGAUGCAAGCCCACGCACGGUCGCAUUGGCAGCAGCAUUCGCUAUCUCAGCUGCCAAUACAGUCUCACCCACCCGCUGCAGCAGUCGCUACAGAGCGGAGUGCAGCUCCUCAUCCCAUGAAGGUCGGCGGUGGCAUCCCGCAGCGGACGCUAUCACGAUUCCGAGAAGACCUACCCGACUUCCUCAUGUCCCCCCCGACAUCACGAGAGGCAUCCCCUGAGGUAGAGCCUGUCCCCCCCGUCCCUCCCGUCCCCGAACAUAUCUCUGCCGACGAACCAAACCGAACUCUCUACCUCGGCGACGAGGAUGAUGAACCCACCGUCCCGACUGCUGUUUGCGUGCCACAACACGAGUCGGACCAGUUGCGGGCUCAGUUUUCUCGCGACAGCAAUGGCGCAAAGGCUAGCAUGCGUGAUACGCCAACAUCCUGGCUGAGAUUGGACGAUAAGCCGUCUCCAGAACCAGAACCACAACAGGAUAUAUCUCUCGCAUUCAUCGAUUCGGAAGCAUCUUGGCUGUCAGGGCGCAUCGCUAAACGGCGAGUCUCGGGACAAAACUCUGCACAGGUGCUAAACUCGCUCGAUAGCUUGACCCGUUCGUUUCCCAAGCCACCACAGCCGCAACGCAGCCAUCGCUAUAGGGGGUCUUGGGCGUCGAACGAAACGGGCGAAACGGGCGAGCCGCCGGUUUCACCAGUCUCGUUUUCGAUGAUACCCGCAGUUGCUGCCAGCACGACGUCGGAUCUGGAGAUGACGGACGACGAUAUGACUGGUGUCGUCGAUGGCGCCUACAUGCACGGAGUCACUCGAUACUCUGACACCGCUUCUGUCUCGACGUCUGCAUUUCGGCGCAACUCGGGCGACGUGAGGCAAUCAAGCGACGAAGAGGACACUGCCCGUUGGGGAUCUGUCAACCAGGGACAGUCUGCGACAGUCGUGACUUUGCCCGCUGUCAGUGCUAUGAAGAGCAGAGAGGUGCUGACCGACUUCCUAAAUGGCGACAAUGGUUCCGGAUCCGACAGCAUAGACAGUCCCGUGAGUCUUGUCAGCCCGGUCAGUCUGACCGGCAGCGAUUUCUUGAAGGACGAAGACGCAGGUGUUCAGCGUGCAACAAGCGUGAACCUUGGCAAGGGCCAUGCACGGCACAUCAGUGCUGGCAGUGCCAAGCUAUUGGAACUUACGCCGCACAAUUUGACGGACGCUAAGGGCCAGACAGAUGCAUCGAUGUAA